AUGGCUAAUACUGAGGAUGAUAAUUUUGACAUUGACAUCUACGGGGAUGGUGGGGGUUACAACGGAAAUGAACAGGAAGGUGAUUUCAAAGGCGAAGAAACAGAUAUCGUUCUGGAUGCGUCUGAGCAACCACAAAAUGGUGAGGUAAAUAAUGAAGGGGCGAGCGAGAGAUACAGUAAUGGUAAUGGCCAUGCCGAGAAUGGAAAUCACAAGAUAUUUAAAACUGGGGAGUCAACUGCAGCAACACCCCAGCCGUCAAAUCCGCCUCAACCUCAGGCUCAGCCUCAAGCGCCACCGCAGCAAGGAGUGAAGCGAAAAGAGAGUCACGACAAUCAAGCUGCGGAUCCCUCUGCGACAACUGCACUAUUCGUUUCGGAUCUUUACUGGUGGACAACAGACGAUGAUAUUAGAGGCUGGGUCAACCAAGCAGGGGUUGAGGAUGAGCUUAAAGACGUCACGUUCAGCGAGCACAAAGUGAAUGGUAAAAGUAAAGGACAAGCUUUUGUUGAAUUCAGGUCAUCCCAAGCUGCAACUGCUACUAAACACAAAAUCGAAUCUUUCAACACUCAACAAAGUUCAAGAAAAUACACUGUCACAUAUACACAUCCUAACACUAAUCCGUUCCGUACACUACCAAAGGAUAAUCCCAUGCGCGGUAAAGAUGAUCGACAAGCACGUUCAGGAUCGUCCGGUAAUUUCAGUUCUCCAACCCAAAGCUCCAAUUUUGUCAUGAAUAGUAGCAGUGGUUAUCGGGGUAGUCGUGGCGGCGGUUACAAUCGCAGCGGUAUGUCUGGAGGUUUUAACGCCAAUCGUAACUUCUCGCAGCCAAUGGGAGCUGGUAACUUUCAAGGCGUUGCUAUGGGCGGCGGCUUCCAAAGCGCGCCAGUUGGAGGUAUGCAAUCUUACGGCGGAUUUAAUAACCGCGGCGGAAUGAUGGGCAAUAUGCGCGGUGGGCCUGGUGGUAUGCGAGGGGGUCGCGGGGGUAUGGGUGGCCCCGCUACGAAUCCCAUGAUGCCCGUUGGCGGUGUUCCUAACGUGGGUGGAAUGGGUGCAAUUGGCAUGGGCGGCAUGCAGAUGGGAGGAAUGCCCAAUCAGAUGGGCGGAAUGAUGGGUGGUAUGGCAGGAAACAUGGGAAUGCAAGGCGGUUUCCAAAACCAAAAUGCUCACUUCAAUCCUGCAUUCUUUGGGCAGCCUCAUGGGGGCAAUGACGGUGCUUGGAACCCGCAUGGCGUAAAACGGACGCGCCAGGAAUGA
This is a messenger RNA of Histoplasma mississippiense, 1254 nucleotides long. RefSeq lists its product with no specific name. Gene Ontology annotation, cellular component: mRNA cleavage and polyadenylation specificity factor complex. The record is from RefSeq and is a predicted model, not a curated record. The transcript is spliced from 3 exons. Gene Ontology annotation, biological process: mRNA alternative polyadenylation. NCBI's taxonomy places the organism in Eukaryota, Fungi, Ascomycota, Eurotiomycetes, Onygenales, Ajellomycetaceae. The coding region runs from base 1 to 1254 and encodes 417 amino acids. Gene Ontology annotation, molecular function: mRNA binding.